CAGUGCCAUUGCUCUCUUUCCGGAUUCCCAUUACGCGCCGAUCGCCAUACACGCAUCUCCCUCUCAGUAAGCCCCAUAAUGUCAUGGGUCAUGCAAUGCGCGGAUCGUCUGGGAGUUUACAUUUCUAAACCUACAUUCUACGCAGACGUCUUCUGCACAGUACUCAGAUCAGCUCUCACCCCUUCUUUUCAGCUUCACUGUUCGGUUAACGGAUUGAGAUUUGCAGAACAUUUAACGACAGAAUAAACGUAAGGAUUGGCAAAUAAUUUCAACGCUCCUUCGCUGUUGCGUAUUUCUCUGGCUUUUUGAAAUGUGCCUCUCUUCGGGGGAAUCUGUCGCGGACACCUUCUGGCAAACUUCGCGUCUCGCCUCGGCUCCUCUGCUCUCAGCCGGGUGGUCAUCUUCGUAGGAGGCGCCUGUGUUUGUUUAAUUGGCCGGCAGCGCACAUGCACGGGCGUCCCCGCCGCUGCUGGCCGAGCCGUGCUGCCCUUCGUCUAACAGAAGAGGAAAAAGGAUAAAGCAAAAGGUUAAAAAUCGAGAGAAAAGAGUGGGAGAUUUUUUUUUUUUUUUUCCAGCGAGGACGCAGCGCAGCAUUUCUAAGGACAAUUAACUGAUUGAGACCAGACGCAGGCUACAGGUAUGAAUAUUCUUCUGAGACCUCUGUGCGCAUGAGUUGGGCUUGUUAUUAAGAGCAUUGUCACUGAUGAGUGGGACUACUCAUGAAGAUAUAACAUUUUUCCAUCAUGCUCAAGGAUAUUUGGAAUGAUAAUGGGUAUCUGGUUUAGUUUCACAAAUAUCAUGUAGUGUUUGGACAAAGGAGAGAAAGCCAGCAAUCAGAAAUACCUAAACCCGCCGGUAUGGGACUUUGACCCGGGCUGUGAGCUCCGUAAGGCGGCUGUUUCUCUGCGUGCAGACUGGACCGAGCAGUUGUGACAUUUCCGAGCCAUGGCCGCUGCCAUCGCGAGUGGGCUGAUCAGACAGAAGAGGCAAGCGCGGGAGCAGCACCUGGACCGACCCUCCACCAACCGACGGAGGAAGAGCCCCAACAAGAACAAGGGGCUCUGCAAUGGGAACCUGGUGGACAUCUUCUCAAAAGUGCGCAUCUUCGGACUCAGGAAGCGGAGGCUACGGAGACAAGAUCCCCAGCUCAAGGGCAUAGUGACCAGGCUGUACUGCAGGCAGGGGUACUACCUGCAGAUGAACCCCGAUGGCUCUCUUGAUGGGACCAAGGAGGACAGCAGUAAUUCCACAUUGUUUAACCUUAUUCCUGUGGGCCUCCGAGUUGUCGCCAUUCAGUCAGUGAAGACAGGGUUAUACAUCGCCAUGAACGGAGAGGGCCAUCUCUACACAUCAGAACUCUUUACUGCAGAAUGCAAGUUCAAAGAGUCAGUGUUCGAGAACUACUACGUGAUCUACUCAUCCAUGCUGUACAGACAGCAGGAAUCGGGGAGAGCAUGGUUCCUGGGGCUCAACAAAGAGGGCCAAGCCAUGAAGGGGAACCGAGUGAAAAAAACAAAACCAGCUGCUCACUUCCUGCCCAAGCCAUUAGAAGUUGCCAUGUACAGAGAACCAUCUCUGCACGACGUCGGAGAGACGGUGCCCAAGGCGGCCGUGCCCCCCAGUAAAAGCACAAGCGAGCCAGUGGUGAUGAACGGAGGCAAACCUGUCAGCAAGUCUGACAAACCGGCCACAUAGCCACACCUGACCAGUGCCCAGUCUUAGUGCAUGUGUGGGAGGGGAGGAAUCUAACGGAGGCAGGUCUUUUUUUUUUUCUCCAGCUAGACUCCAAACCCUCUUUUUUUCUGUGGAUAGCGUCCAGCCGAGACACCCUUCUGUAAUUCUCUUGCUACUCCUCCUCCUACUUCCUUUCUCUGGCUAUGUCAGCACAGACUGAUUCAGGGAUGGGUCAGUCUGUCCAGCACAGGAGGGAAGAGGACCUCUGAUCCUGUAAUGCCUUUAGAUCCCUUUGAAAUCCGAAGAGUUGACCUGAAUGACACGUGGUUCACACUGACGCUUCAUGCCUGCUUUGCCCUGUCGCUGCAGAGUCUGUGUACCUUCAGAUCUAUUUUCUAUAUCACAGUUCACCAGCUAUGUUCUGGGAUAGAGACUGUAUAGACAGAGUAAACAUUUGGACUGUUGUCCUAUAUUUUUUACAAGUAUGCUCCCCUUUCCCUCUCUUUCUAAUGCUGGUCACAUACUUUGGUUUUUGUCAAAAGAAAACUAGAAAAUUUUUAGCAAGAUGAGUUGUAUGAUUUUGUUUUUUCUAAGAAACACCUCAAACAAAGAGCGAAUCAGUACACACUUGAAAGAGUCCAAAUAAACAUUUUUGUCUAAAACAUGCGUACACCUGAAAACCAGUCAAAGUUUGAGCGGCUCAUAAAAAUACACUGGACGCUGGCAGACGGCUCCUGUAAUCAUAGUUGAUGAAGUGCUAAUUACCGCCGCUGCAAUCAAUGUGAGAAGCUCCCUGUACACGCGCGCACACACACACACACACACACGCACACACACACACAUGCACACAGACAGAGACAUUUCUAAACAGAUGUGCGAGUGGGUGGGUAGGAAUGAGCGCUGUAAGGAAUGGUGUAUACAUAUCACUAUCUGUGUCCCACCAGCGGUUCAGUCCGCCUUUUCUGGUGAAUGAAGAAAAAGGAUAAAAAAAAAAACUGAAGUCUAUUUUUCUUUAAUCUUAUUUCAGAGCGUGGGCUCUAGGAAAUAUCUCUAGGCCUUGUAGGCCUCUGUUCCUCACUUACCGACUUCUAUGAACAUUGAAGCAAGGCUUUGUGGCUUCGACCCAGAUGGUCUAUAACUGCAGCAAAUGGCAGCCAUCUUUUGGCAGCAUCUACUUAAAGCAAAGAAAACAACAUGGCUGAAAACCAAUAGGUCUUAUUUAUGCGUGCUGCAUCCCUAUUUGGUUCAGCAAUCUAAAGCAUGGACAAGGUCACUAUUGUUCCCAUUUUGCAGCAGUUAUACUACAGAUGGCUUAUAGUGUAUCUGUGUCUCUGUAUAAAACUUAGGGAAAAUGACUUUUGAAAAUCAUAACUUUUUAAACGACUAGAUGAUAUAUUAUUAUUGAUAUUAUUAUAAAGGGAUUUGUCUCCUAGCUCAGCAUGCAGAGUCCAGUACUGAUCAUCUUGGCCUAUCACGUGCCUGUUUGGACCUUUAUUCCCGGCAUGCAAAAACAAGAUCCCAGUCCCCACUGGGCCAAAGGUGCCUCACUCACUCAAUAGAUCCAUGUAGAGGACACGUAGCAUUAUCCAUUGAAAAACCAACACUCAGAUGUGUUCAUUCUGAAACAACCAAAGUCUUUUUUUCAUCCCAAGAAGAACUUAGUCUUAAUAAAUGCAAAACAAAAAAAAUAUAUAAAUCUGACUCGUUCUCAGAUUUAAUCCAUCAAGGCUUUCACUGUGACAGCAUUUGUUAUUCGUUUGAAAGAAUCAACUCUCCUCAGACCGGCAGUGGUCUUAGCUGAUGUCACUUUUUUGGGAGGGAAGUGCGUAUAACCUAAAUUAAUCAUGUGCAUGUAUGUGCUACUAGGAACGAAGUAUGGGCAUUGUUUUUCACUCUGCACGAGCAGGGGAAGCACUGAGUGGGGCUUGAAUGGGCAUGUUGCAGGCUUUAGCACACUCAUGACUAAUCUGAAGGUAAUCCACUGCGCUUUGUUUUGCAUUCUCAUCACGACUGUUAACAGAUUUUUCAAUAGAUUUCUUAAGUCUUGCUUUAAUAAUUUUUGUUUAAAUUAGUUUUAUUCGAUAAGAUUUAGAAUAGAAAGCAGAUUGUUUGCCACUGUAUGCUGCUAAAAGUGCAAAUACAUUACAAAAAUGUUAUGGUGAACAUAUUUUUCUGUCUUUAUUUGGGUUACACAUAUGGAGUUUGUAAUGACAAAACAUUAGAUAUCAUUUAGACACACUUAUGUUUUAGUAAAAAAGCAGUGAUAACAAAUACAGUGUGCUUACACACCUACACACAUCGGAGCUGCGAACCCCUGAAGUUGUGUGCAGGGCUGAUGUUUUGCCCUUAUUACAGCCAGUUAUCCUCUACGUCUACAGACUCUACAUGCUGGGCUGGUUACACGCUUUGGCCAUGCAGUCCAGAUAACUGGUUCUUUCAAGGCUGAAAUUAUUUUUGUAAAGGAAUGGUGGGUAAAUGUACAUCUCUUUUUGAAUCUCUGUUUGUUGUUGCUUUUUUUUUAUUGUUGUUGUUUCUCAUCUCUCUUGUGUACGGAUUGUGUGUGCUGUUGCUUCCAGAUCCCAACUGGUUUUGCUUUGUUAUCCCUGUAUUCAAGUUUGUUUGUUUUUUGUGAGAGUUCUAAAAAAUUUCAAUUAUAGUUGCAAUCAGAAAUAUUCAAACCCCCUGAGAAAAAUUGCACUGAUGUGGUCUGUGAUGGAAGAUAACAAAAUAAUAAAAAAAAGGUCAUAUUUAUUAAAACAUAUGAGAUGUGUUGACCGUAUAAUUCAUUAGCCUUUUGCACAUCAGACAUAGUGCUGGUCCAUUUGUCCAAAUGGUUCCAUGUUGGUGUCAUCAGUCCAUUAAACAGUCCCAAUACUCUGAUGUCUUAUCUAAAUUCCUCCCAGCAUAUUCUGCUGGACUUUUGAUGUUCCUUGUGGUCAAGAAUGGAGAGCGUCUUGGAGUCCAGCAAUGAAGUCCUUGUUUACCCAGUUCCUGUCUUAUAGUUCCCACACAAGCAUUUGUAUCAACCUUUAACAGGUCACCCUGUAGGUGUCUUGAAGUCUACACAGGGGUUAGUUGUUCUGAAUAGGUUGCCAAGGGUCUCAGAUGGGGAGUUAGGGAGUUUUAAAGCUCUUUAUAAUGCUCCCAAAGGCUUGUCUUAGAAUGUUUUUUUUAUGAAAAUCUUUUUAUACCCAAGGCCCCUAUAGUGUGAUGAAAUAAUCCCCUCUCUACAUCUUUUAUGGAAGCUCCUUUGUCUUUUCCAUGACUGGAACCUUACAUACUUUCAUGGGUGCUGCUUAUAUAUGAAACAUUGCUGAAGCAAAUGGAAGACCAAUAUAGAGUUCUUAAUUUUGUUUAAUAGGAUUAAUGAUGUUUCAACUCCACUUUAGGGCUUAGAGGCUCAGACAGCUUAAAAACAUCAACAUUUCUGUAGGGGUUGAAAAAUUGUGACAGAUACUUUAAACUACGGUAAUAAUAAACUUAUAUAUUAAAAUAUGCAUAAGGUCUAAUCCUGCUCGCUGAAACAACUCUGGCUGAUAAAUUCCUAAAAUCUUUAUGAGGUUGAAUAAAUCUCAUUGCAACUGUAACUUUUGCUUACUUUGUAACCUUUUGUUUUGUAUAAUGUUCCAUCUGUUGCAUGGGGAGAGGAUGGCAUCGAUGAGCUGCAUGUAGUAGGCUAUGUCUAUCAAGAACUGUUGGUAUGUGCCGCAAAUUUUACAUAAUAUAUGCAAUGAGUUUGUCUACACUAUAAAGUUUGUGUUUGUUGUAUACACAUAUACAACAUGCUGAAUAAAAUAUUUAUAUAAAUGCGUACUGUAAUGUCAGUAAUUUAAUACCUAAUGCAAUAUAGUGUGCAGUAUAUUAUUGCACUUGUCAUUUUUGGGAGGAUAAAGAAAACAAAGGUUUAGCUAGUUUAAGCAUGAAAAAAGGCCAAAGUAGAAAUAAAAACUUUUCUUGGUGACCUCUUAUUGGUCGUCUUUUCAAGUGCUGACUGAGCUCUUUUUGUCGAUGCAGCUCCCAUCCCCUUCCACUAUGUUUUGAAGUGACAUGAACCAUCCAGCAUGCCACAACUCAAAUAUUUAUGCCCUCCUCUUUGUUUCCUCCACUUUAACCUUCUCACUGCAAGGAUAAUUACAUGAUGGGCAGCUUGUUUUGGGUUGAUUUCUUGGGAUGGAGAGGAACAGACACUAUUAAAAUGAUUUGUUUUCAAAAUAUAUAUAUAAUAUACCAUUGCAAGUAUGCUCAUUGGAGUUAUGUCAUGUUAUAUCAAAAUUUGUAACCAUGUAUGAUUAAGGUCUUCGCAUUGUUUUCCAUGCAAAAUGUGUCAUUUAAUGUUUUAUUAUGAAAAAGAAAUAAAAACCUUCAAAGAGUAA
Molecule: messenger RNA, 6047 nt
Organism: Girardinichthys multiradiatus
Lineage: Eukaryota; Metazoa; Chordata; Actinopteri; Cyprinodontiformes; Goodeidae
Gene: fgf14
Product: fibroblast growth factor 14
Exons: 5
Coding region: 946-1695 (249 amino acids)
Biological process (GO): positive regulation of protein phosphorylation; fibroblast growth factor receptor signaling pathway; regulation of cell migration
Cellular component (GO): cytoplasm
Molecular function (GO): growth factor activity; fibroblast growth factor receptor binding
Source: RefSeq, a predicted model, not a curated record